Molecule: messenger RNA, 789 nt
Organism: Histoplasma mississippiense
Lineage: Eukaryota; Fungi; Ascomycota; Eurotiomycetes; Onygenales; Ajellomycetaceae
Exons: 4
Coding region: 1-789 (262 amino acids)
Source: RefSeq, a predicted model, not a curated record
AUGGCCGCUGAAAAGGCCAACGCUCUUAACCUGCGUUCCAGAAAAGUCAACCGCGCGCACACAUCCCAUCGUUCCCAUAUAGCUCGUUCUCGCCGCCAUCAUCUUACGCCCACAAGGCCACAAACUCACGGGGAGGGUGACAGCCGUAGCCCACCCAAUCUGGUGGAGGAUCAGGAUCAACCUUCUCUUGAUGACAUGAGGGAAUCAGACAUGCACCGUUCUGUUAACGAUAAGGAUGAGGCAGAUCCCGUGUGCAGUUCAGCCCAGGGCCAAAGUUUGAGCACCCACGAUGUGGCUCCCUGCUCUGAUGGCAAUGCGGAAGUUACUCUUGCCGACAGUGUAGCUUUGGCGAUGGAAAACACAUACGAUGACAAAUGGAACUACCACGGCCCCGUUGAACGUCGAUACUGCGACAUCCAUGAUGAAAAUGAGUAUCUAUGUUGCUUCGACCCUACUUGGGUAUCACCGUGGAACUUCGAUGAUCCAGAAGUGGCGAGCUCAAAACUGGAGGAGCUGUACAACAUCAAUCAGCAGAAUCCGCAGAAACCAUGGUCCUUGAGAGUUGGGUGCGAUGUUCCUGAACUGCUGGACCAUAUUUCCUGUGUGACAGCGAGGGGAACAAGAGGAGGUAUGAGCGUUUACUUUGCACACUGGAAAGACCAAUGGUUCCGGGAGAAGAAUGUUGGAAAAAGAGAACGGCUGACGGCCGUCUCAGCAGUAGAAAGGCAGAAUGCUUUUGCAUGCCAUGAUUCUCGUUCGACAUCGCUGAGGUCAAAAAAGGUUUCGUGA